AUGGAUGAAAAUCAGCCAAUUGUUAAUGAAGAGCCCGAACCAUAUUUGGUUUCCGAAUCGCAAACCAUCAGCGAUGAAUUCGGUAACAUAAAUCAUGUGCCGACUAUCAAAACUUCUUUGCCAACUCGUUGGCAUAGUGUGCUAGCUAUGCUGGAAAGUCUGGCACAUUUUUGUAACAGAGAACCAGUUAAUAACAUGUUGUCAGAGAUAGGAAAGAGUGAUCUAAAAAUUUGUCAAAGGGAGUGGAACCUAUUAGAAGAUCUUGUCAGAUUUCUACGCAAAUUCCGUGAAGUCGUAGAAAUGUUAUCAACACAGAAGGCAGCUUCAUUGAAUUUAGCACUGGUGUUUAAUUUGGAAAUCAGGGAUAUCCUUCAUUCAGUGACAGAUGAAGAAAUGCUUGUAGUGGUUCAGCUCAAUAACAAAAUGCUGGCAAAGUUAGAUAAAAGAUUCCCAAUCACUAAGAAAGUUGUAGUUGCAGCGCUGUUGGAUCCUCGGUUUAUAAGCCUGACUCAAAUAGAUACGUACUUGUAA
This is a messenger RNA of Parnassius apollo (apollo), 531 nucleotides long. The record is from the annotation of a GenBank genome assembly. Lineage: Eukaryota; Metazoa; Arthropoda; Insecta; Lepidoptera; Papilionidae.